Molecule: messenger RNA, 1848 nt
Organism: Saitoella complicata NRRL Y-17804
Lineage: Eukaryota; Fungi; Ascomycota; Saitoellomycetes; Saitoellales; Saitoellaceae
Exons: 2
Coding region: 1-1848 (615 amino acids)
Biological process (GO): ribosome biogenesis; maturation of LSU-rRNA from tricistronic rRNA transcript (SSU-rRNA, 5.8S rRNA, LSU-rRNA)
Cellular component (GO): PeBoW complex; nucleolus
Molecular function (GO): RNA binding
Source: RefSeq, a predicted model, not a curated record
AUGGCCAGAAUCAAGCAGAAGGGAAAGGCCGGUGCCGCCAAGAACUUCAUCACCCGUAAUCAGGCGAUCAAGAAGCUCCAAGUCACCCUUGCCGAUUUCAGAAGAUUAUGUAUCCUCAAGGGUAUCUACCCCCGAGAACCCCGCAACAAGAAGAAGGCGAAUAAGGGGUCCACCGCGCCUGCGACCUUCUACUACACGAAGGACAUCCAGUACCUCCUCCACGAGCCUGUCUUGCUUAAGUUCCGCGAGCACAAGACUUUUGCGAGAAAGUUGUCCAAGGCCCUCGGACGUGGAGAUUUGAGUACCGCGAAGAGGCUGAAUGAGGAUAAACCCCAGUACACGCUCGACCAUAUCAUCAAAGAACGUUACCCGACUUUUGUGGAUGCGUUGAGGGAUAUGGAUGAUGCGUUGAGUAUGUUGUUUUUGUUUGCGAGUAUGCCGCAGAAUGACAAAAUCUCCGCUGCGACGAUCGCGAAUUGCGAGAGGUUGUGUGCUGAGUUUCAGCAUUAUGUCAUUAGGUCCCGGUCGUUGAGGAAGACGUUCUUGUCGAUCAAGGGAAUUUAUUAUCAGGCGGACAUUAAGGGCCAGGAUGUUACGUGGCUCGUACCGUACAAGUUCUCGCAGCAGGUUCCUACCGAUGUUGAUUUUAGGAUUAUGUUGACUUUCCUCGAUUUCCACCAGACCUUUGUUGGGUUCGUUAACUACAAGCUUUACUCUGAGCUUGGGUUGGUCUACCCGCCCGAGAUGGAUGUGCAGAAGGAUGAGGGCGCGGCUGGGUUGGGCGCGUUUGUUGUUGAGAAGAUUGCGAAGAACAUCACUGCGGAUGAGGAUGCGGAGAUGGCGGAUGUUGAUGUGAAGGAUACGAGUGCGCAGGUUGCUUCGCUCGGAGAGAAGUUGGCUACAAUCAGGGAUGACUCUGUGGAGGAGGCACCUGUUGAGGAGGUUGAGGAUGAUGCCGCUGUCUUGGACGACUUCUCCACCGCUGCGCCCAACGCCGACGGUGCCCUUGCCCAGCCUGACGCGACUGUCUCCGCCCCCACCAACCUCUUCUCUAACUUCACCUUCUACCUCUCCCGUGAGGUCCCCCGCUACUCUCUCGAAUUCCUUAUCAAGUCCUUCGGCGGUAAGGUCUCCUGGGACCCAAUCCUCGGAGCCGGCUCCCCCCUCGAGGAAAAUGACCCCCGCAUCACCCACCACGUCUGCGACCGUCCAAACCAAGAAAAGCGAUUCCCCGGCAGAAGUUACUUGCAGCCCCAGUGGGUGUACGACUGUAUUAACAAGGGCCGCUUGGUGGCGAUUGAUGAGUAUGCGCCUGGAGCGCUCUUGCCGCCUCAUUUGAGUCCGUUCGUGAAGGUUGAGGAGGGUGAUUACGACCCUGAGGCUGUGCCGGUGGAGGCUGAGGCUGAGGAGGAAGAGGAGGAGGAUGUCGAGGAGGAGACUGGUAUGCAGGUUGCCGAUGACGACGAGGAGGAGGAAGAAGAGGAGGUGGAGGAGAAGGCCGCUGCCGCGUCAACUAUCCCUACCGCUGAAGACUCCGACGUUGACGAGGAGAUCGACGAGCACGAGCGCCAGCUCGCCGCCGAGGCUGCUGGUGUCGCAUACUCCAAGGCCGCCCCCUCGAAGAGGGGCAAGAAGACCGAUGCACCAAAGGAGACCAAGGCCGAGAAGGAGGCCCGUGAAGCCCAGGACAUGGCCAAGAUCAUGAUGUCCAACAAGCACAAGAAGUUGUACGCCAAGAUGCAGUACGGAAUCCAGAAGAAGGAGGAGCAGACUAACUCUCUGAGACAGAAGAGGAAGGCGAUCGAGAAGGAGAAGAGGAAGGGUGGUGGUAAGAAGGGAGGUAACUAA